Molecule: messenger RNA, 1503 nt
Organism: Metarhizium brunneum ARSEF 3297
Lineage: Eukaryota; Fungi; Ascomycota; Sordariomycetes; Hypocreales; Clavicipitaceae
Product: Protein ssh4
Biological process (GO): protein transport to vacuole involved in ubiquitin-dependent protein catabolic process via the multivesicular body sorting pathway
Cellular component (GO): endoplasmic reticulum
Molecular function (GO): protein binding
Source: RefSeq, a predicted model, not a curated record
AUGGCCGUCAGCAGUCCCCCCACCUCUGCCUUCACCGGCGUCAUCAUCGGCCUCGUCUCCUCUUUCGGGUCCAUCGUUCUCAUCGCCCUCGUCGUCUUUGUGUUUUGGGCUUCUGGAUGCGCGGGCUCGGGGCGCAUUAUCCUUGAUCGCCUCGGCCGGCCCGGCGAGUAUGAUGACGAGCAGGCCUUUUUGCGUGAGGAGGCCGAGGCUUUGGAGACCAUGGACGACAUGACCCGCACCGAAUAUCUCAGAGCAAAGGCAUUCGUCACUGCCAAUCCACCCGAGUCGCUGCAUACCGACAUUUCGCUUUCGCAAUACCUAGCGAUUCAGGAAAAGGGUGUUUCGGCCUGGGAGUUUGAGCCGGAGCUGGAGGUUGCCAACUGUUUUGUCGAGGCCCGUACGGAAAUCGAGUUCUUCGACUCCGAGUGCACCGUCAUGUGCAACCUGCCUGUUCCCAAGCAAAACGAUGUCUACUAUUGGGAAGCCAAGAUUUACGAAAAGCCUGAGAAUACCCUGCUCAGCAUUGGAAUGGCCACAAAACCCUAUCCGCUGUUCCGAUUGCCUGGUUAUCACAAGUAUUCCGUGGCAUACCAUUCGGACGGCUCCCGCCACUACAACCAGCCCUUUAGCUCCACGCCAUACGCUCCGAAACUGGUCCAAGGCGAUGUUGUUGGUGUUGGAUACAGGCCUAGAACCGGAGCCAUCUUUUUCACGCGAAACGGCAAACGAUACGAAGAGGUUGUUCACGGACUCAAGUCGCAAAACUUCUUUCCGGCUAUCGGUGCCAACGGUCCGGCCAUUGUACACGUCAACUUGGGCCAGUCUGGAUUUGUCUUCAUCGAAGCCAAUGUCAAGAAAUGGGGUCUGGCUCCUGUGACGGGUAGUUUGGCGCCGCCGCCGCCGUACGGGUCUGAGCAGGGAAGCAUUCUGUUAGAGACGGGCACCAAGGAUGGCGCCUUCUCUGGUCAAGGACUGCCGCAUCGUCAAUCCGUCACUGGCUCGCCGUAUACAGUCACGGGUGGAAGAAGCAACUUGAAUCCUAGCCACGGCCGCACACGAAGCGGCAACUUUCGAGUCCUUCCACCAACAAGCCCGGGCCCUGUGCGAAGUCCAACCGACAUCUCGCUUGCGCAGCUCGUCCCCAACGAUGAAGGCGGUGAGGCUAGUGGCAGCACCGGCCAUCAGGAGGCAUAUCACGACGACAACCCGCUGCAUUUGCACCUGGAAGACGCUACUAAUCCUCCUCCAGACUAUUCCAGCCCAACACACUCCGAUUCCGGGCAGGAUCGACGACGGUAUAGCACCGACAGCGAGGAGAACACGCCCUUGAUACGAGUAAUGAACCGGGGCCGCGGAGACUCGUCUGCUACCGCGACACCCAGACUACAGAAUACCCCCAGCGGACCGGUCCCAAGCUACAGUGACGCCGUCCGGGAUGGUGCCGGAAUCCAGCGCAGUGACAGCUCGGAAUCGGACUCAUCAGAUGCAUCAUCAUCCUCAUGA